Messenger RNA from Drosophila innubila, 514 nucleotides. RefSeq lists its product as uncharacterized. The transcript has 2 exons. Bases 1 to 474 code for a protein of 157 amino acids. The record is from RefSeq and is a predicted model, not a curated record. Lineage: Eukaryota; Metazoa; Arthropoda; Insecta; Diptera; Drosophilidae.
AUGGCCAACAAAUAUAAGUUAACCGAGUCUGAUUUGGAAAUUAGCUGGGAUCUGGACUUUAUAGACAAGCUGCUGAAAUGUUACGAUAUCGAGGUCGAAUCAGAUACACGGCGUUAUCUACUGGAUCUGUCCUACACUCUGGCUCGUAAUCAGCUCGUUGAGGCGCGUCGUUUUGCCAAUUUGAGCAAUAAAACCUGCAUAGAUGUCGAGGAUAUCAAAAUAAGUCAAAUGGAAAAAACCGAAGACUUUCAGUUGGGUACAUUGCAGUUGACCAAACCGAUUGUGCAACAUCUAACAACGCCUUCGGUGACAACGAGUCUGUUGUUGCCACCUUGGCGCAAUUGUCAGGUGGGCGCCAAUGCGGAAUUGAAGCAGCUUCUGGUCGAGAGUGAUGCAAAUAAGUGCACAAAUAAUGGGGCAACACCCAACAAGUUGCCACGUCUUAGCCAAAGAUGCCCCAAGUCCAAUUUCUAAUUAAUUACAAUUUAUUUACAACAUAAUACAAUACAAGUUU